This is a messenger RNA of Acanthosepion pharaonis, 1167 nucleotides long. The record is from the annotation of a GenBank genome assembly. NCBI's taxonomy places the organism in Eukaryota, Metazoa, Mollusca, Cephalopoda, Sepiida, Sepiidae.
AUGUCAACAUCACCUUCCCUUUUUAGCCAAUAUCUCAAUGCCAUCAAAAACAAAAUUAAGAAAGGAACUGUGUUUAUCGGUCUUCCUGGCGCGUGUGGUUUCGAAUACCACUGUCGUUCUAUCCUCGGAGAAAUCGGUGAACAAUGCACGUUGGUCAAUUUGGAAUAUUUCCCAUGGCAAUUCACCGUGGUAACGUUCGGUGUCCAAGUGGAUAUCAAGUUCACUCUAAAAUCUGUUCUGGCUUCUACCGUGUUCGGAACAUCGCCGCCAAGACGCGGACCGUUGUCUACUUUACAGUUGCUAGUCGGGGGUGAAGUAGGACUUCGUUCGUCCACAAGUUUCGUUUCAGUAAUGCUGUCUCCUUUCAAUUAUUUGUUGCCCGGCCUUCUGCACGGCAAAUGGAAAGAUUGGGAUGGGAAGCCUUUAGAAGAAGAACCGGGACUCUUCGCUGACGUCAACGACAAGACCGCUGAUUUACUGCAGGCCAUCGCAGGGGAGUGUCUGAAAAUCACCGAAGCCAUCCACAAAGAAAAACCAGAAGCAAAACUUGGUGACUGCAAGUCUUUGACGGACUGGUUAGCCGAAUACAAAGACUCUAUCAGCGACAGUUCGACUCUGCUGACGAUGCUAAAAACGAACAGCAUGCUGGGAGAUGUGAAACAUCCAAUGAAAAAGAAGGAAAGAAAGACAAAAGUAGAAUACACCCCGGAAUUUGAAGAAACCUUACUAGAAUUCUUGUCAUAUUCUUUGAUUGUAAUCCGAGGAAUCGCCGAGAUAUUGGUGGUGCCAACACCCAAACUCGAUGAGUUGAUCCUCUGGUGCCAGGGUAAAACGAAAAAGGUGUUUCUCAAAGACGGUAAGCUCAUGCCAGAAAAAUCUAUCAAGGACACCAGCUGCCCGCAAAAGUUUGAUGUUAAAACGCUUAACGGUCUUUUACUUAUCAAGGAACUACCACCAGAUCCCGUUAUACCAGAUCUUUCUGAUAUACUUGGAGCGGCAGAGAAAAAAGAAUCCACAGAAACAUCCAAUUCUACGGAAAAGCCUGAUUCAAAAGAAAAGCCUGAUUCGAAAGAAAAGCCUGAUUCGAAAGAAAAGCCUGAUUCGAAAGAAAAGCCUGAUUCGAAAGAAAAAUCUGCCAAGACAGAGGCGGGGAAAACAAAGAAAUAG